Molecule: messenger RNA, 2562 nt
Organism: Lactuca saligna
Lineage: Eukaryota; Viridiplantae; Streptophyta; Magnoliopsida; Asterales; Asteraceae
Source: the annotation of a GenBank genome assembly
AUGAAUGAGAUGAAAAACAAUUUCAAAAAUAAGUUUGUCAGUAACUCUUUUAUUAAUCAAAGUUUAAUUGAUGAAUACUAUAUUACUAAUUCUGAUGGUAUUACUGAGUGUAAUGUUGAAAUUACCGGAAUUCAUCCCACCUCUUAUCCUGCACAUCUUGUAAGACCAACUCCUCUAACUGAGAAUAUCAUUGCUUUUCCUAUCUCAAAUGGAGUGUUUCAUGUUGUUCAUGAACAACUUAAGCAUUUCCCUGAUUGCAAUCCGUCUAUGAAUGAGUCAAAAUUAGACACUGAUAGCUCAUCAUCUAACACUAAUCAAACUCCUUCUGACACCGAAUUCAGUCGUGACUCAAUGAUAAACAAAAGGACUCAAAGCUCUCUUGGUGAAUCUUACAUGCAAUGUGUUGAAGAAUCCAUUCAUGUGAAGUUUGAUGAGGAAUCAUACACUAAUGAAAAAGUCACUCAUUCUCCUUCUAUUUUUCAAAAGCUUCUCUUUUGUCCAUUUGAUGAAGAACCUUCUGCUGGAGAUAAGACUGAUUCCUCUGAUUCUAUCAUUCCAGUUCCAUGUUCUUUGAAUCAAGAUACUACAGCAACAUCAGCAGAUAAUUCAUUAGGUGCUGAUGAAACCCUUGAAGCUGAAGACUCUCCUGAAACUGAUAAUGUGUCAGUGUCAAACUCUCCGGAAUCAGCAUCAGUCACUGAACAUCGAGAUCAUCCCGUUGAUCGAAUUAUAGGAAAUAUUCAUGAUGGUGUCCAAAGCAGAUCUAGUGUACUUAAUAACUUUUGCAUAACUCUAAAAUACUCUCCAAUGGCGGCAUCUCUGUUCACUUACUCCUCAACCUCUCGAAGGGUCGUUCCUGCUCCAAACUCUCCUCCACUUCCAAUUCACAUCAAGUCAACAAAUGUCGUCUUCAACCCUGAUAUUCCAGAAAUUCAUCGAGGUCUUGGACUCGAUGAUUUUGUCAAUUUCUUAGCUUCUUGCUGCCUACGAUAUGCACUCAGUGAUGUUCCGUCUGAGUUCUUCCCUGAACAAGUAUGUGAGUUCUACUACACUGCAACUGUCAAUGAAGACAAUAAUGCCAUCACCGGAACCAUUGGACAUGGAAGACACUCUGUUUUCAUCACCACAAAACUUCUCAGUGCUGCUUUAAGGUUACCUAUUUUUGAACCUUUCUCUGAACCUCCCACUAUUGAAAGGUGUAAACGUAUGUUUGAUCAACUGGGUUAUGAUCACUCAAAGGCUGGUACUCGAUCAGCUCUUAUUUUGCGUCAGUGUAUGACCCCAGGUUGGAAAUUUUUCACUGGUGCUCUAUACAAGUGUGUGGGUCACAAGUCUCGAAGUGGUGAUCAGUUAAGUACUUAUGAGCAACAAGGCGUCUGCUCCCUUCUUCUCAACAAAAUACUAGAUUAUGGGGCUCUAUUCUUUGAUCAGCUUGUUCAGCUUCUUCGUGCAAAUGUGCGUGCUAAUCAUGUUCCGUUUCCACGUUGGAUUGCUCUGGUGUUCGACAAAUUCUUCGCUGAAUAUUACUUCUCUCACUCCGGCAAUCCCAUCCAAUGCCCUCGAAUGUCUGUUCGUAUGUAUCAGGAUGAUCUUUUGGAUACUAACAUUGGAAUCUCCGAUAGGAUGAGAGAAUGGAUUGUAAAUCCAUACACUGUGCCUUCUCUCACCGCUGACACUGAUGAAGGAGGUGCUGAGGGUAAUCAUGUGGAUCAUGCUGAUCAAGAGGUUGAACACCAUGAUGGUGGUCAUUUCUCUCCUCAACUUUCUCAUCACAUCAUCUUGGAUACUGACAAAGCUUCCUCAACACCAAAAGAUUCCAUGAAUCAGGGGGAGCAACCAUCUCAGGGAGAGCAUCCGUCACCAGCAGCUCAACAUUCUUCUCCGAGGAUGCCACCUAGCUCUCCAGUUUCUCCAGUCACCUCAGUUGUUCAAAUUCCCACUUCUACAUUUUCUGAACUCAUGACACUGACUCGGGACAUGAGUCAGCGUCUACUUCGUAUUGAGGGUGAUGUUCAACAGAUAAAGGAGGUUUUCCUACUUACUUCUCCCUCUAGUCCCAAAUCUGAGGAUGCUCAAAAAGGGGGAGAUUCUGAUGAUGAUGCUGAUGCUGAUGAUCAUGCUGAUGGUGAACCAAAUGAGAAAGACACAAUCAUUCAGCAUAAUUCACCCACGCCCAUUCCUGAGUCUGAUUCUGUGGGGCAUAAUAGUCCAGCAGCUACUGAAAAACUGAUUGAAGAUAGUGAACAUGAUGAAGAGCAUGAUGAACCUGAUGAUGAAUGUCAAAUUCUUGACAUGAACUUCAUUAAUCCUCUUGUUCCAGUUCAGCAAGAAAGUUCAGAUGACCUUGAAAAAUCUCAUCUGAUAUCAGCUGAUCUUACUGCUGAUCCCAUCUUUCCGGUUCAAGGAGAGGAUUCGGAUGUUGCCAGUGAAGAAUCUCAUUCGCCAUCUCGAAAGCGUAAGCACAAACUUCAGGCCAAGGGAUCCUUUGAAGCUCAGAUGCAGAAGUUCCUGGAAUUUCAGUCCAAGGCUCAGUCUUCUCAACCUCCUCCUGGCCCUAGUUAG